Microcebus murinus (gray mouse lemur) is the source of this 3584-nucleotide messenger RNA. It is a transcript of the gene ARL13B, whose product is annotated as ARF like GTPase 13B. Gene Ontology annotation, cellular component: motile cilium; ciliary membrane; non-motile cilium. Gene Ontology annotation, biological process: non-motile cilium assembly; receptor localization to non-motile cilium. The record is from RefSeq and is a predicted model, not a curated record. Gene Ontology annotation, molecular function: GTP binding; GTPase activity. NCBI's taxonomy places the organism in Eukaryota, Metazoa, Chordata, Mammalia, Primates, Cheirogaleidae.
CCCCUUCAGCCACUCCGAGGCCCCCGCCGCGGGCCCUCAAUCGAUGAUUGGAGAAGAGCAAUGGGGGCGGUGCUUGGAGGAGGGCCUUCCGCGCCUUGGAGCAACGUCAGCACGUCGGCGCGGGGGUUUUCUCUGGUCGGGUCCCGCUAACUCUGCCCAGUUUAUCUGCGCCUCUGUCCCCGCGGUCCCUGGGCGGGGACGGCAGUCGUUGUCCGCUCGCGGACCGACGCGGUUAGCAGGGCGUGGUGUUCGGACCGGCCGCCUUGCCCGCUCUCCCGGUUUUUCCUCGGGGCCUAUCCGCCUUAGGGGCGCCUCCGAGAGGCGGAGGCCCCCGGGACUCGGCCCGAGGAAUCCAGGGGCCCACCCCCGCUCUGGGAUCGGAUGGGAGGUGGCGGGAGGAGCGACCUGGCAUGUUCAGUCUGAUGGCCAAUUGUUGCAGCUGGUUCAAGCGGUGGCGGGAGCCGGUCAGAAAGGUGACACUUGUGAUGGUGGGACUUGAUAAUGCUGGCAAAACAGCAACGGCAAAGGGAAUCCAAGGAGAGCACCCUGAAGAUGUAGCUCCUACUGUUGGAUUUUCCAAAAUUGACCUUAGACAAGGAAAAUUUGAAGUUACCAUCUUUGACUUGGGAGGAGGAAAAAGAAUUCGGGGAAUCUGGAAGAAUUACUAUGCUGAAUCCUAUGGAGUAAUAUUUGUUGUGGAUUCCAGUGAUGAAGAGAGAAUGGAAGAGACAAAAGAGACAAUGUCAGAAGUUCUAAGACAUCCAAGAAUAUCAGGAAAGCCUGUAUUGGUGUUAGCAAAUAAACAAGACAAAGAAGGGGCUUUAGGAGAAGCUGAUGUGAUUGAAUGUCUGUCUCUGGAAAAAUUGGUCAAUGAGCACAAGUGCCUAUGUCAGAUAGAACCUUGUUCAGCAGUCUUGGGAUAUGGAAAGAAAAUUGACAAGUCCAUUAAAAAGGGCCUUUAUUGGCUGCUACAUAUUAUUGCAAGAGACUUUGAGGCCUUAAAUGAACGUAUCCAAAAAGAUACAACAGAGCAGCGUGCUCUUGAGGAACAAGAGAAACGCGAAAGGGCUGAACGAGUGCGAAAAUUACAAGAAGAAAGAAAACAAAGAGAAGAGCAGGCUGAACUCGAUGGAACCAGUGAUAUGGCUGAGUUGGACCCAGAACCAAUGAAUCCUUUCCAGCCGAUAGCGUCUGUAAUCAUUGAGAAUGAAAAAAAAAUGGAAAAAGAGAAAAAGAAGCAAAAGAUGGAGAAAGUCAGUGAUGGCUGCCACCUGAAACAUAAAAUGGAGCAUGAGCAAAUAGAGCCAGAGAGCAAGAUUAGUGACAAUGGCCAAAAAAGCAAUGAAUCUGGACUAGUAGAAAAUUAUAAGAAGCAGUUGGAGAAUGAAGAUGAGACAGACCAGCGAUCAUCAGAAUCAGAUAACGGUAAAAAGAAAACUAAGAAACUAAGAAUGAAAAGGAGUCACCGGGUAGAGCCAGUUAAUACAGAUGACUCUGCUCCUAAAAGUCCAACGCCACCCCCACCUCCUCCUCCUAUUGGCUGGGGAACCCCUAAAGUCACUAGACUUCCAAAACUUGAGCCUCUUGGUGAAACACGUCAUAAUGAUUUCUAUGGGAAGCCGCUGCCUCCCCUGGCUGUGCGACAGAGACCCAACGGUGAUGUUCAUGACGUGAUCUCAUAGCCAAGUCUUGUGGAUGAGCUCUCUUAAUAUCAGCAAGGUGAAGUGGGACGUUCUUUUUUCUCAAAAGAAGAAAAACCCUGAACAUUGUUGACUGGGGCAAGAUAACCGUAGUGAUUUCAGUAAGAAGAUGAAUAGUUAAGGAUCUCACUUGAUAAUUACUGAUGUUCUUCACAGUUAAAAAGAAAGAAAGAAAAAUGGCCAGUUGAUGGGAUGAACAUUUGGACCAAGUUAGAAAGAUUUAGUGUUGUCUCUUUGGUGUGCACAUCCCCACUCAUGAGCAUAUUCCUGAAGGAAAACUUUUUCAGAGAAAGAGCCAAUGGACUCUGUAUACUUUCUUUACUAUUUGUUUUAAUAGUCUGUAUUUCUAUAUAUUAAACAUUUUUUGUAAAAUACAUGCACAUGGAAGGGGAACUUCUGGGAUUUAUAACCUAAAUUUUUAACUAUUUUUAUAUUUUUCUAAAACUUUUAAGAAUUGUAAUUACUAUGAUAUUGAUUGUGCACUUUUCUAUAGAUGCUCUGCUUAAAUUGUGUCUGGAAAGUAGAGUUGAUUUACUUGAUAGACAUGAACUAUAAAAACAGGAUAUAUUUAUAUGACUUCAGGUAUGUUUUUUAAUAACAUUGUUCUUCAAGUGUAUGUCCUAAUUUGUCCUAAUUUAAAAAUAAUACCUUUUAAAACAGUAGAUUCUCAGAUCUUUAGUCUAACAUAUGUGCUUUGAAAGUAAUACCCAAGGAGAAAGUUCAUUUUGUUGUUUGUUUUCUUUGGUGAUGAUCUUAAUAAAUGAAAGACUUGAAAUACCAUUUUUACCUAAAUGCUUUUUAAAUUAAUCAAAAUAUAUUCUGUGAGAUAUUAUUAAAAGUUUCAAUAAACCCAUAUUUUAAAGAUUACUUUCAGAGAUCAAGGUGCUCCCUUGUUCUGACAGAAGCAGUAGUGACUUUUUUAGGUUAUUGUAAUGCGAAAGCAUUACAUAAUGCCUUGAAAUUAAAGGCACAAAGACCACAAAAGUUAAUGCAGGUCCAAAGACUUGUGUUUUACAACGAGGGAAAUAGCUUGAUACUAAAGCAAUACGAGUAAAAAUAUUGGUUCAGAAUUACUUUUGUAAAUAAAUAAUUCCAAAAUAGUUUCUCAAUUUAGAAAGAUAACACUUCUCUUGCACUUAAGCAUGGCAUUCAUAAGAUUCUCUAUUCAUCUGGCAUUAGACAAACUUUUGGAUUUAUAUUUGGAAUAAUAGAUUCAUAAUGUUGCAUUUAAUUGAAAACAUAUCUUUAUAUCAAGGUGAGAACCCUAUAAAUGGAAUGAUUUCUAUAUCACCUUGUUAAGAUUGGUGCUUCUGGUAACUUGUACUGACAAUAGACAUAUACUGGUAUUUGAUAAUAACAUUAAGAAGUACAUUUAAUGCAAUUUAUUAUGAUUAUUAUUUACUUUUAAAGUUUUAUUUCAGAGCAUUAUAUUCAUAUUUUUAACUCACUGAACUUUCAUUAAUCAGGUCACUUAUUCCUGUAGUCAGCACCAUAUAGUUUGUUGGAGUUUGUACAUGGGACCUACCUACCACAUUGAGGGAGUAAAAAGCAUUCUACUUCAGAUAUAAAAUUCACAACAACAUAAAUUUGAUAGGUGGCUGAAAUGUGAUGAAAAGCAACACAAGAAGACAGUAUGUGAAUUUUUUAUUGGAUUUUGGAGGGAAAAUUGAACAACUUUUUGGUUCCUUUUGUAAUAUUUACAUUUAUUCAAUUUUUAAACAAAACUCAUAUUUUUGACAUCUUUUUAAUAUUUAUCUAGUUUGAGAAUAUACAUGUUUUUAAGAUUUGUAUUUCGUAUCAGUGUUUACUGUAGUGUAUUUACUGACUCCAUUUAAUAAAAACAAAUAAAAAUGAUUUUGAAAUUAAAUAUAUUAUAAAAUGGAA